This is a messenger RNA of Cyclopterus lumpus (lumpfish), 690 nucleotides long. It is a transcript of the gene ndufs4, whose product is annotated as NADH:ubiquinone oxidoreductase subunit S4. The coding region runs from base 92 to 604 and encodes 170 amino acids. The record is from RefSeq and is a predicted model, not a curated record. Lineage: Eukaryota; Metazoa; Chordata; Actinopteri; Perciformes; Cyclopteridae. The transcript is spliced from 5 exons. Gene Ontology annotation, biological process: electron transport chain.
UCCUCCAUCUCUCAGCCAGCUGUUUCGCCCGCCAGCUCGCUCGCUCGGUUUGUUCCUCCGCGGUCUACGUACGUCAUUGUUGACAACAAUCAUGGCGUCCUCAAUGUCACUUCUCGGUUUGGGACGUGCAUCUGUGGUCAAUGCAGCGUUUAAAUUGGCCCUGAACCCUAUCAGGUCUGCAAGCACAUCAACAUCAAGGCUGGCCGAGAAACCAGGACAAGACACGCAACUUAUUAUUGUUGAUGAGAAAUUGGACAUCACCAGCUUGACUGGAGCCCCAGAGGAGCACAUCAAAACGCGCACGGUUCACAUCUUUGUGCCGGCCAAAACGGCCAUGCAGUCGGGAGUCAACGGCACCAAGAAGUGGAGCAUGGACUUCGACACCAGGGAGCGCUGGGAGAACCCGCUGAUGGGCUGGGCCUCAACGGCGGAUCCCUUGUCCAACAUGGUGCUCUCCUUCUCCUCCAAGGAAGAUGCUGUCGCUUUCGCCGAGAAAAAUGGUUGGAGCUACGAUGUAACAGAGAAGAGGACCGCGAAGCCCCGGGUGAAGUCUUACGGAGCAAACUUCUCCUGGGACAAGAGGACCAGGAGGUCUGCUAAGUAAACCGAAGACCCCCAUCUGUCAGUUGGUCCCACAGCCGACCCGAGUCACGUUUGUCAAUAAAUUCAUAAUUACGUGUGUGAACCAAA